CCAGGGGGCGCCGCAGCGGGCGGAAGCGGCAUCGCUUGGCGGGGCCAUGGCGCUGCCCGGCGAGCUGUGGGCAGAGCUGCCGGCCGAGCAGCGCAUCUUCUGCUCCGUGCUGCUCUUCUCGUGGGCCGUCUACCUCUGGGAGGCCUUCCUGGCGCACCGGCAGAGGCGGGUCUACAGAACAACAACGCAUGUGCCACAGGAGCUGGGGCAGAUCAUGGAUUCAGAGACCUUUGAGAAAUCUCGGCUCUAUCAGCUGGACAAAAGUACCUUCAGCUUUUGGUCAGGCCUCUAUUCAGAGCUCGAGGGCACUAUGAUUCUCCUCUGUGGAGGAAUUCCUUUUCUCUGGAAUCUAUCUGGUCAGAUCUCUGGUGGUGCGGGGUUUGGACCAGAGUAUGAGAUUGUUCAGUCAUUGGUAUUUCUGCUCCUUGCAACACUCUUCAGUGCAGUGACUGGUCUCCCAUGGAGUUUGUAUAACACAUUUGUCAUAGAAGAAAAACAUGGCUUCAAUCAACAGACACUGGGAUUUUUUUUUAAGGAUGCUAUCAAGAAGUUUGUCGUGACUCAAUGUAUUCUGUUGCCAGUGACAUCCCUUCUGCUUUACAUUAUUAAAAUAGGGGGAGACUAUUUCUUCAUCUAUGCCUGGCUCUUCACAUUGGUUGUUUCCUUGGUGCUUGUUACGAUCUAUGCAGACUAUAUCGCACCUCUGUUUGAUAAAUUCAUUCCGCUUCCUGAGGGAGAGCUCAAGCAACAAAUUGAAACGAUGGCAAAGAGCAUUGACUUCCCCCUGACGAAGGUGUAUGUUGUGGAAGGUUCUAAGCGUUCUUCUCAUAGCAAUGCUUAUUUCUAUGGCUUCUUCAAGAAUAAGCGGAUAGUACUCUUUGACACCCUCCUGGAAGACUAUUCUGCCUUGAACAAAGAGCCAGCAGAAGGAGAAGAUGGUGAGAAUGAAGAUACCAAGUCUAAAACCAAAAAUAAGAAGCAAGGAUGUAAAAAUGAAGAAGUUCUGGCUGUACUUGGUCAUGAAUUGGGUCACUGGAAACUAGGUCACACUGUCAAAAACAUUAUCAUCAGCCAGAUGAAUUCCUUCCUCUGCUUCUUCUUGUUUGCUGUGUUAAUUGGUCGAAAAGAACUCUUUGCUGCAUUUGGUUUCUAUGACACCCAGCCUACCCUCAUAGGCUUGAUGAUUAUUUUCCAGUUCAUUUUUUCACCGUACAAUGAGGUUCUCUCAUUCUGUUUGACUGUACUAAGCCGUCGAUUCGAGUUUCAAGCAGAUGCAUUUGCCAAGGAACUCGGGAAGGCUAAAGACCUCUAUUCUGCUUUGAUCAAGCUGAACAAAGAUAAUUUAGGAUUCCCUGUUUCUGACUGGAUCUUUUCAAUGUGGCAUUACUCCCAUCCACCCCUUUUAGAAAGACUUCAGGCCUUGAAAGUUGCAAAGCAAGAGUGACAGGAACCUUUGGUGGUUCAGAGACAGUGCUUCCGUCUCAGAAGCAAAGUUCAGAGCUGCAUUUUAAUUUCUUUUUUUUUUUAAAUGGAUGAUGCCAAUUAAGUGCAAUGUUAACAGCGCCAUAAUCCGAGAAUCCCGAAACAGGUAUUAAAUUAUAAAAGACUUUUUUUAACAAAAUAUAAAACUGUGGAAAUGUAGAAAAAGUACUGGGUGAAGACCUUCCCCCCCCCCCCCCCCCGUUUUUUCUCUCUGUAUCAUAGUAUAGACUUGUAAAGGGAGGAAAACAAAAGUAUAGACUUCAAAGCACCUGUAGGUUUCAGUUUGUGUAUGCCUUGAAUGUUGCUUUUGAUCUUUUUUCCCAUUCCCAGCAUUCUGUGAACUUCCCCAGGCUGAACCCUCUUCACAAUGAAGGGGGUUUGAAGGACUUGAUUUCUUGUGUAGCACUGCUUGUGCUUGCCUGUCACUGGUGGUUUAAAGAGUCGAAUGCAAGUACAGGCCUUUCUCCUGGGUUCAUGUCUGUCGUAAUUCAAAAUGCUCCUUAAUAAAACCUCCUUUCUCCGAAGUGUGGGAAGAAGGAUGAAUUACAGCUGAAGAAACGUGCCAUGGCAUCCUUGAAAAGGAGCAGUGGUCCGUAUUUAGUAGCAUUAUAGUGGGAUUAUGUUCCUCCUCCACUGUGCUGCUGGGGGUGUGGAUGUUACGGGGAAGCGGAACAGGACCCAUAUGUUUGAAAAAGUCACUCAGUCUCAGUUCUUCUCCCUUUGGCCUGUGAGCAGAACCAUUAACAGCUGUUCCAUACCUCAGUUCCUCCAUUUCUCUUGCUCUUUGCCUAAAUUUUCUGUGAUACGGAAGCAUCAAGUCUCUCAGAGCCAAACUUUCAUUCUGAGGUUUGUCCUCUGCUCCAUGGAGGGGUUGCCAUUAAUAUGGAUCCAACUAAAAGAGCAGUGCUGGAGUACUUACAAAAUAUUCCUUGAUGUUGUUCUGAUAUAAAAGGCCCAAGCCACAGUUUAUUCAUGCAGAUCAGCAAAGGACACAGUGGUAGAAAUGGCUUCUGCAUUGAUGAGCUCAGAUUUUUCUGAUGAAAGAUGGAAUUAAAUUUACUCUUGUUAAAAGUGAGCUAUAGAUUUAUAAUGGUUUGGACCAGACUGAAUGCAAAUACUUCAUACAAACCUCAGAUUUGUGUGUCUGUGGUAAAUGAAAAGGUUCUGCUCGGCUCUGUACAAAGAGAGAAGUUGAAGCAAAUUCCCAUUGUUUCAGAUGCCAGAGUAUUCUCUGAGAAUUUACCACAGCUUAAAUUUGCUUUUCUGAUUAUAGGGAAAAAUGCCUUCUAAGAUGAUGGGCAUGAUGAUGUCUCAGGUGCAACACGAUACAGGAUGUGGCUGGAAGCCCUUUGUAUGCCUUAUUCUAACUCUUUGUACCCUAGUGAAUGUGAAGCUGACCUAUAGAUAGAGACUUAGGAGACAGUUUUACGAACAGGGGGAGCCAGUAUCUGUCAUGUUAACUGCACUUAAUGGCCCUUGAAAAUAAAAGGAUUAACUUGAACCUGUGAAUUCAGAAGAGUAAAUGAAUGUGUCAGGUUUUGACUUUGA
Messenger RNA from Pezoporus flaviventris, 3030 nucleotides. RefSeq names its product zinc metallopeptidase STE24 (gene ZMPSTE24). The coding region runs from base 47 to 1444 and encodes 465 amino acids. The transcript has 10 exons. NCBI's taxonomy places the organism in Eukaryota, Metazoa, Chordata, Aves, Psittaciformes, Psittacidae. The record is from RefSeq and is a predicted model, not a curated record. Gene Ontology annotation, biological process: CAAX-box protein processing. Gene Ontology annotation, molecular function: metalloendopeptidase activity. Gene Ontology annotation, cellular component: endoplasmic reticulum membrane.